GAUAGAUUAAAAAUUAAACCACUUCCGGUUCAUUUUUCAAUCACAACUACACGUGAAAUGUAUCUACGAUGAAACUUGUGUGGAAUGUUUGUUUAACAACAGAAGAACUCUUAUCAGGAUCACCCAGUAUCAAACCAGAAACGACUAGAGACUGAACAAUGACUGGCGGGAGUAAACUAGCAACGACGACAUCUCCCAAAUCAGCUGAUUCCUUCUGGUUCAAAUACGUCUUGUCAUCUCUCGCCGCUGUAUGUGCAGAAACAGCAACAUACCCUUUGGAUCUUACAAAAACUCGCCUUCAGAUUCAGGGAGAGAAAUCUGGAGAUGGAGCUCUCAUGGCCAAAAGAGGAAUGUUUAGAACAGCUGCAGGAAUUGUCCAGGAGGAAGGUGUACUAUGUCUAUACCAGGGACUGCAGCCAGCAUUAAUUCGGCAUAUUGUGUACACAGGAAGUCGGAUGUCUAUCUAUGAAUUAUUCAGGGAACACAUUCUACAAAGAGAUGCUGAUGGCAGCUACCCAGUCUGGAAAGCCUCAAUAGGUGGUCUGAUGGCUGGAGCUCUCGGACAGCUUAUAGCUAGUCCCACUGACCUCAUUAAAGUCCAGAUGCAGAUGGAGGGAAGAAGGAAGUUAGAGGGGAAACCCCCAAGAGUUAAAGGUUCUUUCGAUGCUUUUCAAAAAAUAGUAGCAGAAAGUGGUGUAAAAGGUCUGUACCGAGGCGUAGUCCCAAACGUACAGAGGGCAGCACUGGUUAACAUGGGAGACUUGUGUACGUAUGAUACAGCCAAGCAGAAUAUCUUGCGUUACACUGAUCUUCAGGACAAUUAUGUCACACAUUCCAUAGCAAGUGCCUGUUCUGGUCUGGUAGCAGCCAUCUUUGGGACACCAGCUGAUGUUGUCAAAACCAGAAUAAUGAACCAGCCAACCAAAAAUGGAAAGGGUCUACUGUACACCGGAUCUCUGGAUUGUCUCAUUAAGACGGCCACACAGGAGGGUGUCAUGGCACUGUACAAGGGAUUCAUACCCAUCUGGUUACGAAUGGCCCCCUGGUCUCUGACAUUCUGGAUAUCAUUCGAGAAGAUCCGUCACCUUGCAGGAACUUCUUCAUUUUGAUAGCAUUAAUGUUUGUUAGUGAUCAGUAUUCAGGACCAGUCCAGCAUUCUGCCUGCUUCAUAUGUAUAUAUUAUACCACAUGGUUCAUAUCGGGUAUAUGUGUGGGAAAAUAUCAUUUUUAGGUCACCUAAGUCACUCAGGUGACUCAUUGCUAUCUGUUUUUUUGUCCAUUGCCGUGCAUUGUUAGUCAUACACUUUUGAACAUUUCAGCUUCUUCUCUAAAAUGGCAGAACCAGUUUGGUAUAUAACUUCUGUGGGUCAGGGGAAACAAACAUUGUGAAUUUUAUAGACCCUGGGGCCUGAGGGGUGUGGCCAAAACCAUAAAAAUUAAUGGUAAUUUUCUUUUUUACUUGUGGACAUCAAGCAGUCAACUGUUGGCAUGGUUAAAAUAAGCAAUAGGCUCUUUACCAAAAUUGUGAAGUUCAUGACUCCUGGAUUCAGGCCUGAGGGUGUUGCCAAGUUAAACAUACUUCUUUACUUCUGGACACCAAGCUGUUACUCUGUUUGCAUGAUUAUAAUGAGCAAUGAGCUCUAUAGCAAAACUGAAAUUCAUAACGAGGUUGGAACUAAGAUGGUCAUGUGUUAAAAAUUCAUUAUAUCUUAGAAAAUCUUUACUUCUGGACAUCCAAGGAUACAAAAUGUUUGCAUGAUUAUAAUGAGCAUUGAUUUAGCCCUCAACCAAAUCUGUGAAAUUCAUGAUUCCUAGGUUCAGGCCCUAGGGUAGGGCUAAGUUGGUCAUGUAUUAAAAAUGAAUAUCUUAAAAAAUCUUCUAAAAGUUGACAGAAUGUUAGUGCAAUUGGGAUUGUAAUGGGGACUGAGCCCUCUUACAAAUUUUUUUAAUUAAUGAUCCCCGGGUGGACUAGAUUGGUCAUAUUAUACAGAUUAUGUAUACAGUUAUACCAAUAUAUCUAUCUUAUUAUAUACUUUCAAUUUCAUCUCUUCUUUUUUCUUUAAAAGUUUGCGGGCAUAUAUCACACGAUAUAUGCCCGGAAACAUUCCGGCCCGCAAACAUUACGUCACAAUCAAAUUUCUACUCCGUUAAUUUUCAAAUUUUUUGUGUUUUUCAUCUUUUACUCAGUUAAACCGAUAAAAUUAUUGUUGAAAAUAAAAUUAUUGUUAGUUUCUAAAUGAAAUUGAAAGUAUAUAAUAAAAAGGUUAUAGACUUUGUAUGGGAAAUAUGACGACCUCGUUUUUUGUCCCGAACGGACCUCGCAAGCUCGGUCCGUCUACGCGCCAAAAAACUCGGUCGUCAUAUUUUCCCAUACAAAGUCUAUAACCUAUAAAUAUAGAAACAAAAACAUAAAAAUGGAGAAGUCUAAAAAAGGACACAGGUAACACAAUGGCUUCCAAAGACCAACAAUUGUGGAUGUUCAGGUGACCGUUAAACUGCGCUAUUUUUAAAACUCAGAUUUUCAUGAGGAUGUCUACAACAUUGACAUUGUACCAGUAAUUAUUAUCUGUACUACCAGUAUUUUUUGUACUAGUAAUAUUUUCUAGAUAAUUCAGCAAUGUAAAUGUACUGAUUUGUCAAUUUAAAAAAUGAGUAUACAUAUUUCUGUGGGUGUGUGUGUGUGUACAUGUUUGUGUGGGGAUGUGUGUGUGUACAUGUUUGUGUGGAGAUGGGUGUGUACAUGUUUGUGUGGAGAUGGGUGUGUACAUGUUUGUGUGGAGACGGGUGUGUACAUGUUUGUGUGGGGAUGGGUGUGUGUACAUGUUUCUGUGGAGAUGGGUGUGUACAUGUCUCUGUGGAGAUGUGUGUGUGUGUGCUGAAGAUAUCAUUUCUCAAUAAUCGAGCUGCAUUUAAUGCAAAAUUCUUCUUAAUCAUGCGCCGUGAUUGUGUCUGCAUUUCAUAAUUUUGAAUGUUUGCAGUGAUUGUAAUGAAUGGAUAUUCUGCACCAUUGAGAAAUUCCUGUGGUUGUUUUAUGGCCUUCAGAAAACCAAUCUUGUGAUCAAAUCACUGCACAAAUCAUGUGCAUGCAAAUGAAUGAUAUUACCUAAAAUCACAGGCACUUAUAUCGCUUGGGGCCUAAUUACUAUAUAUAAGAGUACUCUUACUCUUAUAUAUAGUAAUAAGGCCCCAAGCGAUAUAAGUGCCUGUGCCUAAAAUGAAUAAAAGCAAUACAAAUAUUUUGUGACUGUCUUUUCUUGAUUGAAUUAAUGUAAUAACUUUGUAUCCAUUUACAAUCAAUUAAAAAUAAAUUCUAAAAGAUUG
Ostrea edulis (European flat oyster) is the source of this 3321-nucleotide messenger RNA. Its product is annotated as mitochondrial uncoupling protein 4-like. The record is from RefSeq and is a predicted model, not a curated record. Lineage: Eukaryota; Metazoa; Mollusca; Bivalvia; Ostreida; Ostreidae. The coding region runs from base 159 to 1109 and encodes 316 amino acids. The transcript is spliced from 10 exons. Gene Ontology annotation, biological process: transmembrane transport; response to cold.